UUUCACGCGGCGCAGUAGAUGACAAAUCUAUACUUAGCCUAACUAUGUUGACUCUGAUAAAGAAUGGUACCCCAUUGUUUUGUUUUUUUUUUUGCUCAAUCUUUUGUUUUAUUUAAAUUUCUUUUUCGGUUUAUUUUUAUCGUUGAUCCUGUCAAUUCAAAAUUUGUCUUACGAUUUUUGAAACGCAAGUAAAAAAAUAAAUGGGCAACGGGGUCGUUCUCGCAUGUAUAUGAAAUUUGUUGCUCUAAUUUAUCUAUUCUUUUAGUAGAUAUGGUCAGCAACAGCCGUCUCAAUGAGCGAAAGGGUAUUACGUCAGACAGCAAAAAAAUAAAUGUUUUAAAAAAAAAAUAAAAAAUAGAGAGAGAAGCGGAAUGAAACGCACAAAGUUGAAAUUAUCGUGCAUAUAUGCUGUACAGCCCCCAUACUGUCUGAGCAUUGUAUGGGAAAUAUUCCUUCUUCCCGUUCAUAAUAGUCGUUGGGAUUAUGAGCACGUCUGCAACAAGAUACGCGUAUGUGGGUAUUUUUUUACCCCGUGUGCAACGAACAAUAGUAUCGAAACGGUACCGUACCUGACUAAAACGAGUUUGAAGUAACGCUUUGCAAACGUUUCUGGUGAAGGAUAAAAACAAUUUUGCAUAUUAAAAAGAUGUUUAGAUGUAUUGGUCGUGUAGAGCGUAUGUUUAUUCUAGCGUGGGGCACUGUCGUUAAAGAAAGAUUCGUAGUAAAUUUUCGAUUUCAUCACAGGACAGAUAUCUUAUUAUGCUUUAAGAAAAUAUGUGUUUAACUUCAUAGUACAAUAACUGGAUCGAGGCUGUGAUAACUUCCGAGAAUGUGUCUGUAAAUGGGGGCAUUCCCAUACGAUAUGUUUUGAUCUCGUAUAUGCUGGACCCUUUCCACGUGAGUUAUGAGCA
Messenger RNA from [Candida] anglica, 911 nucleotides. The record is from the annotation of a GenBank genome assembly. NCBI's taxonomy places the organism in Eukaryota, Fungi, Ascomycota, Pichiomycetes, Serinales, Debaryomycetaceae.